AUGUCUUUCCCACUCAGCCUGGCCCUUGCCCUCGUUGCCACAGGUUCCCUUGUUAUCGCUGGACCCUGCGACAUCUACGCCGCUGGUGAUACGCCUUGCGUCGCAGCGCACAGUACCACUCGUGCCCUUUACGAUGCCUAUACAGGUGGGCUUUACCAAGUGUCUCGUGCCUCCGACAGCAACACAACCGAUAUCGUGCCAGUGACCGCUGGUGGUGUUUCCGAUGCUUCUGCACAAGAUACAUUCUGCGAAAACACUACCUGCAACAUUACCAUUAUUUACGACCAAUCUGGAAAUGGCAACGACCUCACUCAGGCCCCACCCGGUGGGUUUGAUGGACCCGCAGCUGGUGGCUACGAUAAUCUGGCUAGCGCCACCGGCGCCCCCAUUACGCUGAAUGGCCAGAAAGUGUAUGGUGUCAAAUUUGAGCCCGGCAUGGGUUACCGUAAUGACAACACCAGCGGCAUUGCUACAGGCGAUGACGCGGGAGGCAUGUAUGCAGUACUUGAUGGAACCGAUUAUAAUGAUCAGUGCUGUUUUGACUAUGGCAACGCUGAGACUAGCAACACCGAUACAGGUGAUGCCCAUAUGGAAGCUAUCUACUUCGGUGCUUGUACGACCUGGGGCACUGGCGCCGGAAGCGGCCCCUGGCUUAUGGCUGAUCUGGAGAAUGGUCUCUUCUCCGGCGAGAAUGCCACUUAUAAUAGUGGCGAUCCUUCUAUCACCUCGCGCUUCUUUACUGCUGUCCUCAAGGGCCAGUCGAAUGAGUGGGCACUCCGCGGUGGUGACGCUACUACUGGCGAGCUUGAUACCUACUAUAGCGGUGCGCGUCCUUCUGGAUACAACCCCAUGCUCAAAGAAGGCGCUAUCAUUCUGGGUAUUGGCGGUGACAACAGCAAUGGCGCACAGGGCACCUUCUACGAGGGUGUGAUGACCUCCGGUUAUCCAUCUGAUGACACCGAGAACUCGGUGCAGGCCGACAUCGUGGCCGCCAAGUACGCCACAUCUAGUUAG
Molecule: messenger RNA, 1014 nt
Organism: Penicillium waksmanii
Lineage: Eukaryota; Fungi; Ascomycota; Eurotiomycetes; Eurotiales; Aspergillaceae
Exons: 1
Coding region: 1-1014 (337 amino acids)
Biological process (GO): arabinan metabolic process; pectin catabolic process; arabinose metabolic process
Molecular function (GO): alpha-L-arabinofuranosidase activity
Source: RefSeq, a predicted model, not a curated record